This is a messenger RNA of Dicentrarchus labrax (European seabass), 1726 nucleotides long. RefSeq names its product ubiquitin-conjugating enzyme E2D 1b (gene ube2d1b). The coding region runs from base 186 to 629 and encodes 147 amino acids. Gene Ontology annotation, molecular function: ubiquitin conjugating enzyme activity. NCBI's taxonomy places the organism in Eukaryota, Metazoa, Chordata, Actinopteri, Moronidae. The transcript has 7 exons. Gene Ontology annotation, cellular component: nucleus. The record is from RefSeq and is a predicted model, not a curated record. Gene Ontology annotation, biological process: protein polyubiquitination; ubiquitin-dependent protein catabolic process.
ACUUCGGAGGAGCGACCGUAAACAGAAGAAAGCGGAAACAAAAGAGGUUUUUAUAAAAACACAUACAAAUCCCUGGCUGUCGAAGUACUCAGGGAAUAAACUCGCGCCACUGACCUCGCAGAAUAAUAUUCAGUUCCAGUAAAGAGCGAGCGGAAGGGAUCCAGCCGCCAGCUGCGUCAGUCAACAUGGCUCUGAAAAGAAUACAGAAGGAGCUGCAGGACCUGCAGAGAGACCCUCCAGCACAGUGCUCUGCUGGACCUGUAGGGGAUGAUUUGUUUCAUUGGCAGGCGACCAUAAUGGGUCCGGGCGACAGUCCUUACCAAGGAGGAGUGUUCUUUCUCACAAUCCACUUCCCCACCGACUACCCAUUCAAGCCACCGAAGGUAGCGUUUACAACAAAGAUUUAUCACCCAAAUAUAAACAGCAAUGGGAGUAUCUGUUUGGACAUUCUACGGUCACAGUGGUCUCCAGCACUAACAGUCUCUAAAGUUUUAUUGUCCAUAUGUUCGUUGCUUUGUGAUCCAAACCCAGACGACCCUUUAGUUCCAGACAUAGCACACAUCUACAAGAACGACAAAGACAAAUACAACAGACUAGCGAAAGAAUGUACCCAAAAGUACGCCAUGUAAAAAAAAAAAAAAAAAGAAAACCAUCAAAGGAAAAAAACAUGCUGAGAAUAUUUCUUUUUCCUCCCUUUUUUUAAAGUCACAACACACUGUAAAUUAUAGUAUAGAAUCAUUAAGUAACCCAUGGUAACCUCCAUCAACCUCAUUAACAUAAUUACUGAUCAGACCAUGAUGUGUACAUUAUUAGUUUUUGAAAGGAAGCAGAGGGUUUUACUUUACCUUUGGUCAUUUUAUGGAUAAUGAUGGAUUUUAAAGGUAAGCAUGUUUUUGCAUCAAGGACAUUUUAUUUAAAACAUAUGUUUAUUACAGAUUGCUUUACAGAAUUCUUCUUUUUUUUUUAAGUAAAACUAGUGAAUUAUAGAACAUGUAUGCCACUAUAUGCCAUUCAGCAGCAGAGGAGCUCAGUAAUAGCAUACACGUUUGUCAAAAAGCUGCUCCAUAGCUGGAAAAUCCCAGGUUCAGUCCCUGCUGCGUCCAGCAGCAGCCAACUAGAAACACACUGCACCAUGGGAAUGUGGACAGGUGAAUGCCAAAUAUGUAAGCCCCUUAUUCUGGCACGUCUGUAAAACAAAGGAAUACUGAAAAUGUCCCCUUUAACCUGACAACUUCACCUCAGCUUCAUGUAGUGGGCAAUGGAGGUUUUUGUUGAGUUCUUUUGCAUCUUGUAGCAGACGAAUGAAACUGAAAAUGGGAGCAAUUACAAGUCAGAUCAUGUAUUUCUGUGUUCUUCAUCUCUUUUUUGUUAUUAUUAUUAUUAUUAAAAUUAUUGUUAUUAUUAAUUGUAUAGUAUUAAAAAUUCCCUUGAACUAUGUUAUUGUUUUACUCCGUUUCAUUUGAGUCAUCACAAUGUAAAUCUGUCAAUAAAACAAUGUACUUUUUUCCCCUUGAGUGUAGCUGUGAUGUUGGCUUUUUGGUUGGAUUUACACAGGCACAUAGCUCUUGAACCCAGUGAAACAUGUAUCUAAGGGUUCAAUAUGUUCUGUUUAAAAAUCCAGUUCUCUGUCCCUGUGUCUCUCACUUGUGUCUCUGAGAUGUGUGGCACCUUUUGUACUGAAUUAAAGAAUGGUACGGUUUUUAUCAUGACUGUAUGCUCUAUGGAA